UCGGCGCGCAGGCUCCGGUCGCGGCCGCUUGGAACUUGCGGAGCGGUUCUGCAGCCAAGUGCUUCGGCCUCCGGAUCCGGUGCGUCCGGCUGCGGGAGACCGGCUCGAGUGUGAGGCCGGCGGAGGUGCGGCGCGGCCCGGCCCGGCCCCGGGGCCGUAGCCUUCGCAGGCGCCCGCCGCCAGCCGCGCCUUCGCAGCGUACUCCAUGCAUCCGGAGCCUGCCCCGCCCCCGAGUCACAGCAAUCCCGAGCUUCCCGUGAGCGGCGGCAGCAGCAGCACUAGCGGCAGCCGCCGGAGCCGCCGCCGCAGCGGGGACGGGGAGCCCUCGGGGGCCCCACCGCUGCCGCCGUCGCCGCCGCCGCCGCCGCCCGCCGUCAGCUACCCGGACUGGAUCGGCCAGAGUUACUCCGAGGUGAUGAGCCUCAACGAGCACUCGAUGCAGGCGCUGUCCUGGCGCAAGCUCUACUUGAGCCGCGCCAAGCUCAAAGCCUCCAGCCGGACCUCGGCUCUGCUCUCCGGCUUCGCCAUGGUAGCGAUGGUGGAAGUCCAGCUGGAUACAGACCAUGACUACCCACCAGGGUUGCUCAUCGUCUUCAGCGCCUGCACCACAGUGCUGGUGGCCGUGCACCUUUUUGCCCUCAUGAUCAGCACCUGCAUCCUGCCCAACAUCGAGGCUGUGAGCAACGUCCACAACCUCAACUCCGUCAAAGAGUCGCCCCACGAGCGCAUGCACCGCCACAUCGAGCUGGCCUGGGCCUUCUCCACUGUCAUCGGGACACUCCUUUUCCUGGCGGAGGUCGUGCUGCUCUGCUGGGUCAAGUUCCUACCGCUCAAGAGGCAAGGGGGACAGCCGAGCCCCACCAAGCCUACGGCUCAGUCAGCCGCCGCCGUCGGCGCCAACCACAGCGACAGCAGCGGCAUCACCCCCGGUGAGGCGGCAGCCAUCGCCUCCACCGCCAUCAUGGUUCCCUGUGGCCUGGUUUUUAUCGUCUUUGCCGUUCACUUCUACCGCUCCCUGGUCAGCCAUAAGACGGACCGACAGUUCCAGGAGCUCAACGAGCUGGCUGAGUUUGCCCGCUUGCAGGACCAGCUGGACCACAGAGGGGACCAUUCUCUAACACCUGGCACCCACUAUGCCUAAGUCCUCACCUUCCCUCUGGCCCUUUGAGGCCUUGGCCUUAUGCCCUUCCCCAUGACCCUGUCCUGGCCCAGGACGGCCUGUGCAGGCAGCUGGCUUCACCAGGGCAAAGUGGAAGGAAGAGGCUUUUGAAAAAAAAAAAAGAAAUCACUGCACUUCGAGAUUUUCUUCUGUGAGAAUAAGCUCUCCCUGUUCUUCCAGCUCUCCGCACCCCACCCCACCCACCCCCGUACCCCGUAGGAUGUGGGGGGUGGGUGUGGGUGGGUGGAAUGGGGACAGUCACUUUCUUUGUCCCUUCUUUCCUGCACCAGUGCCACCAGGAUGCUUCCUGUCCUGCCCUCAAACUCCUUACUCGUUGGCCGUGUGUGUGUGUGUGUGUGUGUGUGUGUGUGUGUGUGUGUGUGUGUGUGUGUGUAUACACGCACGUCUCUUCUGUGCGUGUGUGUACAUGCAUGUGUGUGCAUGUGUGCACAUGCACACUUGUAUGUACACAUAAAAUAUAUUCACAAGGGACACCUC
Molecule: messenger RNA, 1657 nt
Organism: Mus pahari (shrew mouse)
Lineage: Eukaryota; Metazoa; Chordata; Mammalia; Rodentia; Muridae
Gene: Orai1
Product: ORAI calcium release-activated calcium modulator 1
Exons: 2
Coding region: 206-1141 (311 amino acids)
Biological process (GO): store-operated calcium entry
Cellular component (GO): membrane
Molecular function (GO): store-operated calcium channel activity
Source: RefSeq, a predicted model, not a curated record